Molecule: messenger RNA, 4102 nt
Organism: Brassicogethes aeneus
Lineage: Eukaryota; Metazoa; Arthropoda; Insecta; Coleoptera; Nitidulidae
Source: the annotation of a GenBank genome assembly
CAAACGCGCAUUAAAAUUUUCAUGAAAUCAAACUGUAUAAUUUUUUGAAAUCUAUUUUUCAAUGUCUAUGGUUUAUCUGCCGUGAAAAAGUAAGGUUAUGUUUAAAGUUGUGUCACGAUUUUGACAGUAAAAAACAAACGUGUUUUCCCUUGAUUUUUAGCAAAAUUCCGACGUAACAGCACAAGGUUUAUACGGAAAGGACACACCAUGUUGAUACUAGGCAAAAUGUAUAAAACACGGUAUUUUAAGUUUAAAAACGUAAUACACCGUAAAGUGUAUACAAGGGAUACCCUACCGUCGUCUACAAAAAAAAUUUACAAGCCCAACCCGGAUAAAAUUGCGCCAAAGAGGAAAAAUAUGGAGGGUAGGUUUGAGAAGACCGUCACAGGGUUUCGGAGGAACAAAUUGGGGAUACAAAUGUUGUCAAGGGCGUUGUAUGACCAAAUAUUCCCUGAGGGGGAUAAUACCAAGGUAAAUUCAGAUGUUAUAGAGAAAUGUAUCAAGACUUUGGAGGAGCAAAACAUGAUUUCCAAAGAGGAUGAUUUUUUACAAGAUGUCGAUAUUAAGUUGCCUAAAUUACAAGGUAAAAAUAUUGAGGAACAUUUCUAUAACAUUGCUAAGGAACAGGCAGAGCCUUACUUGAAGUUAGUAGGGGGAUUAAUAGGGGAAAUUCCCUUAAAGCCAAAGUUGUGGGUGUUACAAUCAGGCUGGACACAGUAUAAAGAUGGGGAAAUACCAAUAAAAGUACCAUAUCCUCCUGAGGAAGCCUUAGUUUUUGAUGUUGAGGUGUGUAUGGCAGCUGGUAAAGCCCCUACAUUGGCUACAGCUGUUAGUAAUUCAGCCUGGUAUGCCUGGGUGAGUCCUACAUUGGUUGAAGGUACACAUAAACCUGUUACCAGUCAUAGCUACACUGAAAACAUUCUAAUAAACCUUGAAAGUACUGAAAAAGACUCGGGAUUGAAAAUAUCCAGUCACAUGGCAAAACCUAAGGUGGUGGUGGGACACAACGUCUCAUACGAUAGGGCCAAAAUCAGGGAGCAGUAUUGGUUGAAAAGUACGGGGACCAAAUUCGUUGACACGAUGAGUUUACACGUGUGCAUAGGUGGUUUAACCAGCUACCAACGCGCGGUGAUUAAAUCCGACAAAUUUAACGAUGAAGACGACUCGUGGAGAAGCUACAGCUCGCUAAACAGCUUAGUCGAAGUGUACAAGCUAUUCUGCGGCGAAUCUUUGGAAAAAGAGACUAGGAACCUCUUUGUGGAGGGCACCAUAAGCGAGAUAAAAGACAACUUCCAACUGGUCAUGGCCUACUGCGCGAACGACGUGACGGCCACGCACAAGGUGCUGCAAAAAAUGUUCCCCCUCUUUCGGGAACGCUUCCCCCACCCCGCCACGUUCUCGGGCAUGCUGGAAAUAGGCGGGGCUUAUCUGCCGGUCAACGGCAACUGGAGUCGGUACGUUGCGGAUUCGGAGCAGGCCUACGAGGAUCUGGAGAUCGAGGGGAAGGUUAUUUUGGCGAGGAGGGCCGACCAGGCUUGCCAACUUUCGCACGAUAACAUGUACGAGUGCGAUUUGUGGAUGUGGGACCAGGAUUGGGAUGUCAAAAACAUCAAGACCAAGAAGGUUCCCGCCAAGAAAAAGAAACAAGAAGAACCGCCGCAAGCACCCACCGCAAGUACCUCCGAAGAAGAAGAACCCGACCCGCUGCGGGAAAAAUUCGCACCCCUGUGGAACACCAAGGAAUACCUCUCGUCCGUGAAAACCCUCUUACCGGGGUACCCCAACUGGUACCGAAAACUAUGCACCAAACCAUCGAGCGGAAAAGACUGGGUGCCCGGGCCCCACCUGAUAAGCACGUCGAUGCAAAUAACGCCGAAAUUGCUGAACUUGACCUGGGAGGGGUACCCGUUGCACCACUUGAGGGAAAAGGGGUGGGGGUUCCUGGUGCCGUUCACGGACGACUUGAACGUAACCGACAGGCUGCCGUUGAAACAAUUGAUAGAGAAAUGCCCGUUGCUGAGCAACAAAGACGGCGGCACUCUGGAUUUCAACAGUCAAACCUUGCACAGCCAGGUGGAGAGGCAUUUAGGACAGAAGGACUUCUACUCGCGCGUUAAAAAGGACAAAACGCAGGGACUGUAUAAAGGCUCGGGCGUUUUUUGCAACACCGAAGUCGAGGAUUGCUGUUACUUCAUGAAGUUGCCGCACAAAGAUGGCGCUUCGUACAACGUAGGCAACCCGCUGGCCAAGGAUUUCCUGAACAAGUUUUCCGAGAACGUUUUGGCCGGGGAUACGGAGAGCGCCGAGAAAGUUUUGACGAUCGCCAGGAUGUUGUCGUAUUGGAGGAACAAUCGCGAUAGGAUCAUGGAGCAGAUGGUUGUUUGGUUGGAGCGCAGGGGGUUGCCGAAAAAUAUGCAGGAAAACAGCUAUGGCGCCAUCCUACCGCAAGUGGUGGUAUGCGGAACCCUCACGCGGCGCGCAUCCGAACCGACGUGGAUGACGGCCUCGAACGCGCACCGCGACCGCAUCGGCAGCGAGCUGCGCGCCAUGGUGCAAGCCCCGCCCGGCUACAACAUCGUGGGCGCCGACGUCGACUCCCAAGAGCUCUGGAUCGCCUCGGUGCUGGGCGACGCGCGCCACGCCCGCUUACACGGCGCCACGCCCCUCGGCUGGAUGACCUUGAGCGGCACCAAGAGCCGCGCCACCGACAUGCACAGCGUGACGGCCAAGGCCGUGGGCAUAUCGCGCGACCACGCCAAGGUCAUCAACUACGCGCGCAUAUACGGCGCGGGGCAGAACUUCGCCGAAAGGCUCCUGAAGCAGUUCAACCCCACCUUGACGCAGGCCGAGGCGCGCUCGAAGGCCACCAAAAUGUUCAACCUCACCAAAGGCAAGCGAAUUUACUUCAUAAAGCAAGACUACCGCCUGGAUUUCGCGGAUAUACCCUACGGCAAAUGGCAGGCCUUCGAAAUUGCCAAAGCCUGCGGUAAAAGUUUAAGCGAGAUGUUCCACGAAUCAAAAUGGGUGGGCGGGACCGAAUCCGCCAUGUUCAACUGUCUCGAGGAGAUAGCCAAUCAGGAUUCGCCGCGCACCCCCUUUCUAAACUGCCGCUUAAGCAGAGCCUUAGAGCCGAAAAACAACGGUGACGACCGGUUUUUGCCGACCAGGGUGAACUGGGUGGUUCAAAGCGGGGCCGUGGACUUUCUCCACCUAAUGCUGGUCUGCAUGAAGUGGUUGAUGGAGGAUAAGGUGCGCUUCUGUCUUAGUUUUCACGAUGAAGUGCGUUAUUUGGUGCCGGAGCAGCACAAAUACAUGGCUGCUCUAUCGAUGCACGUCACGAACUUACUGACGAGAUCUUUUUGCUCUUACAAGUUGGGCUUGAACGAUUUACCGCAGUCCGUGGCGUUUUUUUCUUCCGUUGAAGUCGAUACGGUGUUGAGAAAGGAGAGCAAGCAGGACUGCGUGACCCCUUCCAACCCGCAUGGGCUUACCAUGGGGUACAAUGUACCCAAUGGCGAGUCUCUGGAUAUACACCAAGCUAUUGAGAAAGCGAAACAGGAAAAUUUUUUGCUAUACAAAAAGUAAUGUCCAGGGCAACAAAACGAAAGCACGUCCUGAACGAAAUACUUCAGGACGACUAUUCCCUCCCCUCAGACAACCAGCAGAUCGUGAAAGUAGUCCAACCGAGAGGCAACAACUUGCACGAAGUUCAAGCGACAGAUGGCAGCACUUUUCUGGCGUCGAUGCCGAAUAAAUUCCGCAAGAAUGUGUGGGUGAAACGCGGAGACUACGUUCUUGUGGAACCCAUCGAAGAGGGGGACAAAGUCAAAGCUGAAAUGGUGAGGAUUUUAACGCAAGAUCACAUAAAGUACUUUAAGAAGGAUAAGGUUUGGCCCAGUGAGUUUGACGACAGUAAAAAGGACAGUGAGGGGGACGAUGAUAUUUUUGUUAACACCAACAGACAAGUGAUUAGUGAUGAGGAGGAGGACAGUGACAGUAGUGAUGAUGACAAUAUAAAAUAAAUUUUUUCGAAUCCACGCAUUUUUUUGUAUUUUUAUAUGGUUAAAGAAUACAGUGUGAUUUUCUGCAGCAUAGAAACAAG